Hemiscyllium ocellatum (epaulette shark) is the source of this 5314-nucleotide messenger RNA. It is a transcript of the gene ttyh2, whose product is annotated as tweety family member 2. Lineage: Eukaryota; Metazoa; Chordata; Chondrichthyes; Orectolobiformes; Hemiscylliidae. Gene Ontology annotation, molecular function: intracellularly calcium-gated chloride channel activity; volume-sensitive chloride channel activity. The transcript has 15 exons. Bases 1 to 1917 code for a protein of 638 amino acids. Gene Ontology annotation, cellular component: plasma membrane. The record is from RefSeq and is a predicted model, not a curated record.
AUGCUUCGACCAAGUAGUGAGGAGGAAAACUGGCUAAUUCUGGAAAAGACAAACAGAUCAUCAGAGAAUAUGUGUGGAAAAGCUCAUGUUCACGCGGCGCAUCCCCGCGGGCUCGUGCGCGUCCCCGUCGCGCCUCGGGGACGUGCUUGCGUUCUGGCUGAUUGUCGGGAGCCGGGCUGUCUGUGUCAGCCAGCAGCGCUGCUCCCUCUCAGCCCCAGCCCUGUCCGUGUCGGUGUGUGUGUGUCCGGGCAGGACUCUCAGCCCAGGGCAGGGCGGGCACACUCCCACUGCCGGCUCCCGAUGGCUUCCCGGGUGGAUUACAUCGCUCCGUGGUGGACUUACUGGCUGCACAACUUCCCGCAUGUCAACCUCCGCUUGCAGCCAGUGGACAGCACGUUCAACCCGCAGGAUGGCAACUACCAGCAGGCACUUAUGUUUUUGGCUGCAAUCGCUGCGGUUGGCUUGGCCCUCAAUUUGAUUUUCAUCUCCAUUUACUUGUUAUGCAUCUGUUGCUGUAAGCAGACCAAUGAUGAAGAAAUUAAGAGGCCACAUUCGUGCUGUGUCAUGUGGACAGCUGUGACAGCUGGACUUAUCUGCUGUGCUGCUGUUGGGGUUGGCUUCUAUGGAAACAGUGAAACAAAUGAUGGCGUCUACCAACUUACCUACUCCAUCUACAAUGCUAAUCAUACUCUUGCUGGAGUUGAUAGUUUGGUAUCUGGGACCACAAGUAUCAUGAAAGUUGAUCUGAAACAACAUAUAGAAAGACUUGAUGAGAUCUUUGCUCAAAGAAUGGAGUUUAUUCAGACACUGAAGUUCAUGCAGCGGAUGGCAGAUUCAAUUAUUUCGCAACUCUCUGGUCUCCCAACCUGGCAUAAUUUAAAUUUGAACAUGGCAGGAAUAGCUGAUAAUAUCAGCUAUUAUGAAUAUUACAGGUGGAUCUCAUAUCUUCUGCUCCUCAUUAUUGAUCUGGUUGUUUGUCUGGCGGCAUUCUUAGGUCUGGCUAAACGAUCCAGAUGGCUUCUCACAAUAAUGAUCAUCAGUGGAGUCCUGACUCUAAUCCUUAGUUGGGGAUCCCUGGGUCUGGAUAUGUCUGCCGCUGUGGGGAUCAGUGAUUUCUGCGUGGCUCCAGACAAGUUCAUCAUGAACAUGACACGGAAUAAAGUUAGCUCAGAUGUAGUACAUUAUUACCUGUAUUGCAGCCACAGCAUAAGUAACCCAUUUCAACAGAUUCUUUCAAGUUUCCAACGAUCUUUGACUGCUAUGGAACGACAGAUUCAAGGAAUGAUGUACAUUGCUGUGCCAGUAUUCCCAAUGGCAAAGAAGGACCUUCUUGAGAUACAACUGCUACUAAAUAGAUCUGAAACCAACUUGCAUCAGCUCACAGCAAUGCUUGACUGCCGAGGACUCCAUAAGGACUAUCUGGAUGCCCUAAUUGGUGUGUGUUACGAUGGGGUUGAGGGAUUACUCUACCUUUCACUUUUUUCUAUCCUGGCUGCAGUUGCGUUUUGUGCCAUGAUCUGUGCAAUAUCUUGUGCUUGUAACCACUUAGUAAUCAGAGAUCGGGAUUAUGAUGACAUUGAUGAAGCAGAUCCUUUUAACCCUCAGGCCCGUCGCAUUGCAGCCCAUAACCCAACUCGAGGCCAAGUCCACAGUUUUUGCAGUUUCAACAGUAGUUUGGGCAGUCAGACCAGUCUCCAUCCACCUGCAAACACAAACCCCAGUCAAACAGGCACCACAGCACCUGCACCGGAAUACAUGAAUAACGCUGUGCUAUUUGGUGGAAACCCUCGCUAUGAAAAUGUUCCACUGAUCGGAAGAAGUUCACCUCCACCUUCGUACUCUCCCAGUAUGAGAGCCCCCUACCUUGCAGUGAGUGAAGAACCUACUCGAAUUUAUGGAAAUGUUUGUCCUGUUUAGCAAUUAAACUGCUCUUCAUAACAGAGUUCAAGAUUCCUUACUGCCAGCUAAAAUAUGUUGUUCUGGCUAAAGCUCUUUCUCACUCUGUGAAGUUUGAAGUGAUGAUUACCACUUGGGAGCAAUAUAGAAUUGUUGAAGAUUGAUGCUGUCAUGCUAUCAAAUGGAUUUUCUGAGUUUUGGUGCUCAACCUGACGGUUAAACUCAAUGCUGGAGGUUACAUCUGAAAAUAAUGCAAUGUUCCUGAGUACUAUUCUUAUUGGAGGCUUAGUGUAUAACUGGUGUGUACUAAGGUGUUGAAUUUAAAUUGACUAGCAAUUAGAAUCUGACACAAGAAGUGCCUUGUAAAAUGGACAGAUUUUAAAAUAAAAUGGGUAUAAGUUUGAACAUGACAUCCAAGGUGCCUAACUCUGAACUGAGUUGUGAAAUUGAUUCUAGGGCUGUGAAUUACCUGAGUAUUACUUGCAUAUAAUUGUUGGAAUGGUGUUGUUCAUUUCACUCUUAAGCAGCCUAUAUAGUGCACUUCAGUUAUAUUUAAACAAUGCAUCUCUGAGAAGAGCAGAACUAAUCCAACCUGCUGAAUUGAUGAUGCUGUUGGUUCGAUUUAUUUUGGCUAAUUGCAAAGUAGGGUUGACUGAUCAUUGACAAACCUAUGACCAGGAUUGUCACAUCUUUUCAGGAGGAUGAAUAAGAAUUGGCUCUUACAGAAAGCCAUAUUAUGAAUGGGACUGGCAGAAAAUUAGGACAAAUUUGUUUUACAAAAAUAAAGUAAAAUCUCAUUACUUAAUGGUUCUUUCAGAAGUUCAGUCUGAUGUGAAUUUUGUUCAGAGUAAUUUAAGUGCUCAAUCCCAUCUCUUGCUUGAUGACAUCCAAACUCCCACCGAAAUCACUUAUGAUAAAUAUGAAAAGCACAGGCAUGAUAUGUAACCUACAAUUUAUGAUUAGCAACAAAAUAUAUCUGUUGGCUUACACAACACCGGAAUGGCAUUUUUCCAGUACAACGGCCAAAUUUACUGUCAGAUAUACGAAGCUCCAGAUUUAAAUUGUCAAUUUCCAGUGUCUUCUAUGAUACAACUUCACGAUAUUGUACCAACUCGAAUUGCCUGAUACCAUCAUUAUGGUAUGAAUGCCAUUUAUAGCUUCUUUCUUCCAGGUCUGUUACCUCCCUAAUGGACCAGCAGGUCCUUCCUGCAUAUUUUCUUAAACUCAACAAACUAAAAGUGGCCUCCUGUGUUGUGCUGUGUGGAACAAGUAUAAUAUUAAACUAUCAUAUUCCAUGUAUAAUUUACAAUUAAAGGAGCGGCUGUAGUUUAAAAUACAACGUGUACCCCAGUGAAGUGGUAUUGGAUGUAAUUUACUUUCCAAACAUUAAGAAACUUAACUUGUUUAUUGAAUCCUCGAUCACAUUCCUCAUUAGUUGUGUACUUAUAUUUCAGUGAUCUACUUGUGAGGAGCAAUACUUUUUUGAGCAAAUGUUAUAAUCUGACUGGAGCCCUAUCUAUAUUGGUGGAACCAACAAAAAUAAUGUCCUCUAAUCUUCUGUCUGAGGAACAAAGUAGCUACUUUUGAGCUACUUUGAGAUUGUGUUUGGUGUGUUAUGAAUACAUUCUGUGCCUGAAGUAUGCAAUUCACAAAACACAGCUUAAAGUGAGAUUUGAAGCCAAAUCAUUGGAAAAGGUGACGAAAGUAAAAGUAUAAUUUUAUCCAAUUUCUAAUUUGAAUGGGGGAAUAAUGCUGUUUUGACAUUCUUUGAGUAAUUACUCACUUAAUGGUUUCUCGGUUAUAUCAGCAAUUAUUCUAAAUUUCUUUAAAUUAACAUCAUAAGUUUUCCAGUAAUGAAAUUGCUACAUGCUUUGGGAGAACUAUCCAUACUACUGGUAAUGGUUAGAUCAGUCAAAAAAAUACCUCAAAGCUGCAAAAGAGCGCUCUCAAAUCAAACCCAUUCAGUCAACAAUAAUGGUUAUAUGAAUAGAAAAACAUUUUAAUGGUCAUGUAUUUUUGCUUCUAUUAUAUAGAUGUAGUGUUAGUAAUAGUUAAUUUAGAUGCAUGAAAUUUUAUUGUUGUGCCAACAAUAAUCAUUGUGUUACUGUAUGAUUACAACAUAUAGUAUUACUGCAGUACUAAGGGACUUGCUUCAAGUCUAUUUGAUUAAUUAUUUUGUCGAGUUAGCCCCUAAAAAAUUAUAUGGUGGGUAAAAUGAAGAACUUUUAAGCUAACAUUGGUCAGUGUACACAAAUUACAAAUAGACAUCACCUGUCUUUGUAUUCUUGUGAAAAUACUAAUUAAAUACUUCAUUUAAUUUAUUGCACUCCAAAAAAAUGUUAACUUUGUCUUCAAAGUUUGAUAUUUAAGGUAAAAAUGCACAAUUCAAAAGACAUUUGUGAAUAUACAAACAUGCUUAAUUUUCCCUUCAACUGGUGUAGUAGGACUAAAUUGUUAUGAAAUCAAGGGGACAAUAUUUAUCUUUGCUUUUGGAACUGCCUUUACACUCUGAUCUAAUGAGACCUUUUAUUACCUACAGAACACAUAUAAUUAAUGGAAUCUAUUCUAAUGCUGUUGCAAAGGAUUUUGCCCUUCCAGAAUAGAGACAAAAGAUUUUUUCCCCUUAUUGAAAGGUACUGAUUCAUAGGAAUACCAUGCAAAGUUCGACUACUGUAUACUUUUUCUCUACUAAUUAAUCUUUUGUGACUUACUUUGGAUGAAAUGUACAAAAAAUGUAAGAUACCAUUCCGAUUUUCAUAGUGUUUGACUGCAUGAUUAACAUAAGUAAGUUUACAUUUUAACCAACUCAUUAAUUUCAACAAGAAAUUAGUUCUUACAGGUUAAUACUUUUAACACAUUUUGAGGCAUUCAGUUUCACUAUAUAGACUGAAAAACAUGUACUAAAACCAGGCUUUUUUUUGUGAAAUGGCACUUUUUUUCCUGCUAUACAAUUUCUUGUGAAAUUGGAAAAGAAACACAAAAUGCAAACAAAAAGUAUCAUGAAAUACUGUUUUGUGAUUUAACACUGGAAAAUUAUCUCAAAAUCAAACAGUGGACAAGUGGUCAGAUUUCAAUAAGAUUCAAUUAACAAAACCAAUUUAUAUUUUUGGCUAGAUCCAUCUCAGGGAUGAGCGAUGAACUUUGCUUAUCAUGAGCACUAUUAAGAAUUAUGCAGGAAUUGAAGUGUUUGGAAUCCAGUCUAUUCAAUGCUGAGUAGCUAGAAGAAAGUUACAAAGUAAAGCUGUCACUUCAGUGUUGGAAUGCAAAAGUUGUUAGACCAUUAGAAUUGAUGAGAUACAUUAAUCUCUGAUAAGAUACUCUUAUUUUAUACUGUGUACUUAAUUUCAGUUUAGGUUUUUUAAUAACACAAUUUUUGUAAAUGUAUUGAAUUAUGUCAACACUGUUCUCAAGGUAUUGG